This is a messenger RNA of Neurospora tetraspora, 1610 nucleotides long. RefSeq names its product Ribokinase-like protein. Lineage: Eukaryota; Fungi; Ascomycota; Sordariomycetes; Sordariales; Sordariaceae. The transcript has 2 exons. The record is from RefSeq and is a predicted model, not a curated record. Bases 183 to 1610 code for a protein of 475 amino acids.
CCAUCUUUCCAUCUUCAUCCCUCCAUCGGUGUCUCAGUCUCAUAACCCCUUUCGGUGUCACUCACUUAGCUCACUCCCACUCGCACAUCGCUUGCCCUUGUGCUGGGCCGUACUUACACAUACUCCUUUCAAGCGUCACUCACCAUUCAUUCAUUACUCUUAUAGUCACGAUAGAGAACAUUAUGGCAGACAACGGCAACCCGGAAGUGCCCGGUCAAAGUCCAAACGAUAGCGACAAAGCCUCCGACGAGAGCUCAGAAUGGCAAGAUAUCAACGACACUCCCUCAAUAGACUUUGUCACUCUUGGCAUGUUCAUCAUCGAUGAAAUCGAAUACCCCCCACCCCGUCCCCCAUCCACCAACGUCCUAGGAGGCGCCGGCUCCUACUCCGCCCUCGGCGCCCGCCUGUUCUCCCCAGCUCCGGACCUCUCCCGCACCGUGGGCUGGAUCGUCGACCAGGGCUCCGAUUUUCCCCAGGCCAUCACCGAUCUCAUCAACGGCUGGUCCACCUCUGCCGUGUUCCGACAUGACCCGACCCGGCUCACCACCCGGGGCUGGAACGGCUACGUCGACUCCUCGGAGCGCCGCGAAUUCAAGUACACCACCCCCAAGAAACGACUAACGGCCGCCGACCUGGCCGGAACCCCCCUGCUGAAAGCCAAGGCUGUACACAUGGUCUGCAGCCCCAACCGCUGCAAAGAGUUGGUGGAGGAGAUCAUCACCCUUCGCAAGCGGGAAGCCCGGCUCGCCGCUGCCUCCCGCCCCCCCUCCAAUGCCAACGACGAUGAAGAUGACGACAACAACGACGGCGGCUACACCCGCCCCCUAAUAAUAUGGGAACCAGUCCCCGACCUCUGUACCCCCUUCGAGCUACUCAACUGCACCAACGCCCUCCCGCUAAUCGACAUCUGCAGUCCCAACCACGCCGAGCUAGCCGGGUUCAUGGGCACGGGCGGUCUGGACCCCGAGACGGGCCAGAUCAGCGUCGAGCAAGUGGAGCGCAACUGCGAGCAGCUGCUGGCCAGCAUGCCGCUGACGACGUACACGCUGGUGAUUAGAGCAGGGGAGAAAGGGUGUUAUGUUGCUAGGAAUGGGGGGCAGCGGAGGAGGAAAUCACCACAACCUAAAACGACGAAAAAUGGGAAGGGGAAGGGGAAUGGGGGGAAGAAAAAGAAGGUAUUAGGGCUAGACGCCCGAAACUUCCACGGCGGUCUACAGCCCGACACAGACAUGAUGUCUCUCUUCGCCGGCCUGCUGCAGGACAUGGAAGACCGAGGAAAUGAUGAUGACCCGUUCGGUCGCUUCGAUGUCGAGGGGAUCGAGGUCGAUCCGGGGAUAGAGAGGUGGUUACCUGCUUAUCACACGGACGCUGCCAAGGUGGUCGAUCCUACGGGAGGUGGAAACACGUUUCUGGGAGGGUUGGCGGUGGCACUGGCGAGGGGGAAGAGCAUCGAGGAGGCGUGUGCUUGGGGCAGCGUGGCAGCGAGUUUUGCGAUUGAGCAGGUGGGCGUGCCGGAGCUGGGGAUGGAUGGGGAGGGGAGGGAGACAUGGAAUGGGGAGAGGGUGGAGGAGAGGUUGAGGGGCUAUGUGGAGAGGGUUGGGUUGUUGUGA